Molecule: messenger RNA, 4675 nt
Organism: Lemur catta (Ring-tailed lemur)
Lineage: Eukaryota; Metazoa; Chordata; Mammalia; Primates; Lemuridae
Product: cytochrome P450 27C1
Exons: 9
Coding region: 22-1365 (447 amino acids)
Biological process (GO): cellular response to peptide hormone stimulus; cholesterol metabolic process; C21-steroid hormone biosynthetic process
Cellular component (GO): mitochondrial inner membrane
Molecular function (GO): monooxygenase activity; heme binding; oxidoreductase activity, acting on paired donors, with incorporation or reduction of molecular oxygen
Source: RefSeq, a predicted model, not a curated record
UUCCCUUUUUUUGGUUUCUCCAUGGCAUUGCAGCAGAAGCACGCACGGGAAUAUGGAAAAAUCUUCAAGUCCCACUUUGGUCCUCAGUUUGUAGUGUCUAUCGCAGACCGAGACAUGGUGGCUCAGGUGCUCCGGGCGGAGGGGGCUGCGCCCCAGAGAGCCAACAUGGAGUCCUGGCAGGAGUACCGAGACUUACGGGGGAGAGCCACCGGGCUCAUCUCUGCGGAGGGUGAACGGUGGCUCAAGAUGAGAAGUGUACUGAGGCAGAGAAUUCUGAAGCCAAAAGAUGUGGCCAUUUUUUCUGGAGAAGUCAACCAAGUUAUUGCUGAUUUAAUUGAAAGAAUCUACAUCCUCAGGAGCCAGGCAGAAGAUGGAGAAACUGUGACCAAUGUCAAUGACCUUUUCUUCAAAUAUUCAAUGGAAGGAGUGGCCACAAUCCUUUAUGAGCGUCGUUUGGGCUGCCUGGAGAACAGCGUCCCCCAGCCCACCGUGGAGUACAUUGAGGCCCUGGAGCUCAUGUUCAGUAUGUUCAAGACUUCCAUGUACGCAGGCGCCAUUCCCAGAUGGCUUCGCCCCUUCAUCCCAAAACCCUGGCGAGAGUUCUGCAGGUCCUGGGAUGGACUCUUCAAAUUCAGCCAAAUUCAUGUUGACAACAAGUUGAGGGACAUACAGUACCAAACGGACCGAGGCCAGAGGGUGAGAGGGGGACUUCUCACAUACCUCUUCCUUAGCCAGGCGCUGACCCUCGAGGAGAUCUACGCCAACGUGACCGAGAUGCUGCUGGCCGGCGUCGACACGACGUCAUUCACGUUGUGCUGGGCAGUGUACCUCCUGGCAAGGCACCCCGAAGUGCAGCAGAUGGUGCACCAGGAGAUAGCCAAGAACUUGGGGGAAAGGCAUGUUCCAACAGCAGCAGACGUCCCCAGAGUCCCCCUAGUCCGAGCUCUCCUUAAGGAAACACUGAGGCUGUUUCCAGUGCUCCCCGGGAAUGGCCGCGUCACCCAGGAAGACCUGGUCAUUGGCGGGUACCUGAUCCCCAAAGGCACCCAGCUGGCCCUUUGCCACUAUGCCACGUCCUACGAGGAUGAGAACUUUCCUGGGGCCAAGGAGUUCCGGCCGGAGCGCUGGCUGCGGAAAGGAAACCCGGGCAGAGUUGACAACUUCGGGUCCAUCCCCUUCGGUUACGGAGUUCGCAGCUGCAUCGGGCGGAGAAUCGCAGAGCUGGAGAUUCACCUUGUCGUGAUCCAGCUGCUUCAACAUUUUGAGAUCAAAACAUCUUCUCAGACGAAAGCUGUUCAUGCAAAAACCCACGGGCUCCUGAUGCCGGGGGUGCCCAUCCACGUGCGUUUUGUUAACAGAAAGUAAGCGUGGGUCUGAAACCCGGGCAGGUGAUGCAGCAGAGCCAGCUCUCGGACACGCACCGGGUGCUUGUGUGCGGCUGGUCACCGCAGAGGAGGAAAGUACUUGCUUUAGAGGCUGUCGUGUUACAGACUGGCCUCCCAGCUUCUGGGACACUCGCACAUUCUUAUGCACAGAAACACAAAAAGAUAGCUAUUUUACUUCUGUACACCAGAAGUUGCCUUUAAUUGAGCAAACAGCUGUUUAAAAACCAGUGGCACUGAAUUCUUGUGCCUCAUACACUGUGCUAGGCUCAAUAUUUUGUGACCAGUAGUAUCUAUGCAUCGCACAGGGAAAUGGUGGUUUACUUACAAAUUCAGUUCUUGAAUAUAUGUUCUGAAAUGCUGGCAUCAGGGCUCUAUGUUAGGAGACAAUUUCAAUGUAUUGUUUCUGAUUUGAAGAGAGAACAUUAAAGAGUCUGUGUAAUACUGUAAUUAUGGAAAGAAAACUCCAGAGACAACAUUUUAUCCGAGCACCAAAUUUAGGUCCCAUAGCAGGGCUCAAAAUUAAAAGGGCCAUAUUCUUAUUUUUCUCUCCACAACUAAUGCUUGUUUUUCUAGUCAUAAUGCCUAAUGGAGUUGAAUAUUUUUCUUUGAAAGAAAUAAUCAAUAAAAAACAAAGCUUCUGGUGAAAUCAAGAAUAACCAGAUUUUCUAACCAAAUUGAAAUACUGAGCAGAUGUAUAAGAACUGGAAAUGUGACUAUGUAAAAUUUUGUUGCCCAAGUUGAGAAAAAUGAAUUAAACAGUACAACUUUAGAACAUUUUUAUUUCAAGGAGAAAUACAUACAUAAACAGACAUCCCAGAGAUAAGAUCAUGUUUUUAUCUUCAUAGCGGUAUUUUAAAUAUCCAAACUGGAACCGUAACCCAGCUGCAGUGCUUGUGCCAGGCCCUAAGUGGAAGCCGGGGCUCCCAGGAAUGUCCGAUCCUGCUAAGUUCCGUUGCCUUUCAUGCUACUCACUUUCCACACUAAGAGGAAAAACCAUGGUUUUAUAACAUUCUCUCCUUGCCGUCAUGCCUCAAACAUCCUGUCCCCAUUUCCGUGAUUCUUUUUACAUAAUCCUUAUCCAAAAAUCACUUUCAUACUAAUAUAUAUGGUACAUCUUUUUUCCGUCUAUUAAGUCAUUCUGCAAAAUAACUCUUAAGUAAAAUAGAAAUAAUAUACUUUUCACAUGCCAUUUUUGUUAAAGUAUAAAACAAUGUUGAAAUCUCUAUGUGAUGACAGAUUAUUUCUAGUAUGAAUGUUGUAAAAAUAUGUACAGUUAAAUAUGAAGUUAUAAUAUGUCCUACUAAUGGGCAAGUGUUGGAUUGAUUACUUUGAGGUAGCAGAUCUGUGUUAACUUUUAUAAACUAGAUGAAAUUGUAUUCUGUUUGAGACUGAUAUUUAAAAAUACCGAGAAUAACUGAGUAACUUGAAGUGGCUUCUUAUUCCCUGGGCAUACAGUGCGACCCUCGAGUGAGGUGUGGCCCUGCCCGGGGCUCAGCACAGGGUGAAUAGCGAAGCACAGCUGGGGCGGGGGAGAGGGGGUAACACCUGCACCUGCUCAGUCUCAAGGUACAGAAAGGGAGACGACCAGACGUUAGGGCCUCCUGAUGUGAUGGGACGGGAAGUGCAAGGCACCGCCUAUGAAGUGUCCUGGCCAAAGAAAUUAAAAUUUACCUGGCUAAGUGUCUAGAUCCAUUACCAGUUUAUAGGAGAUACAAGGUGUAGAGGGACAUGUUAAAACUCACUGGGGAUGCAAUUAGCGAAAUCCAGAAUAUAGCGUGGUCUACAGGACCAAUAACUUGGGUUUUUCAACAACUAAGUGAUAAGAAAAAAAAAAGAGGAGAACUGUUACAGAUUAAAAGAAAUUUAUGAGACGUAUCAACCACAUGCAAUGCUGUACUUAGUUUGAAUCAGAUUCAAAUAAACCACUUGUAAAGAGACAUUUAAGAGAUAAUUUUUAAAAAAUAAAAUAGAUUAAUUCUUCCAAUCCAUGAUUAAAACAAGAUAUAAUUGGAGAAAUUUGAACACUAUGUGUUCAAAUAUACACUAUGUGUAUAUUUAAUGAUAUCAAGGAAUUGUUAUAUAUUUGGUGUGAUAAUAGUAGAUUAAAAAAGAGAUCUUAUCUCUUAAAGAUGUAAAUGUUUAUGGAUGAAACGUUCUGGCAUCUCGGAUUUGCUUUAAAACAACCUAGCUUGCUGUGGCGGGUAGGUAAUGGGCGCGCGGGCGGUGGGGGCUGGGGAGGCAGAGGUGAGCCAGGGCUGCGCAGAUGUUGCAAACUGUGGAGCCGAGCGCCAGCUCCGUGGAGGGCUCAUGACGCCGCUUCCUCUACUUCGUGUAUGUGUGAGCAUUUCCGUAAUAAAAAGUGUCUUCAGAAACAAAAGACUUGACUGAUCAGUUAAUCGCAUCCAUUGGUUUUUCGUUGCUGUUCACGAGCCAGCAAAGCCGACGUAAAUGAGCUUGCGCGGAGAGUUCCAGCUCCCCGGCCAGUGGCGCUACAGGUGGUCGACUCAACGCCCCGCAGCGGUCCGCGCUGGGCUGGGACUCGGUGACGCGCAGGGCCCGGCCGGCCUGUGCCGCGGAGACGGCGGCCGGAGGACAAACCCACAGGCAGCAGUGAGGACAGGAGCGGCGGGACCAGGCCCCGCGAACCACGCAGGUGACCCAGGUCAAAUAAAAGGGCUCAGCCACCGGCCAGGCUUGAGGAAGUGGCCGGGGGUCAGCAGUGGGGCACAGGACACGCGAGUGGGAGCCUGGGCCCGGCACGGACAAAGGCCCAGCACGAAGUCACCCCACAGUCCCCGCACGGCCAAGGACUGGGGGACAAGCAACAGACAGGCGGGUCCAUUGGAGUAAAGGUAAAACACAACCUGUCAGAGGAGCACCGGGCAGCGGACCAGCCGAGCACCGGGCGGGGCUGCCCCAGGACCGCGGAGGCAGGAUCUCCGGGCGGCACCUUCCCUGGCUCCGGGUUCACGCUGCUGAGACACUGGUUGGCUUGGCCUCUGAUUGACAGGUGCCCUGACCAAAAGGAGGGGGAGGGAUGGCGAGCUGGCCAACCACAGAUGUCCACUUGGCCGCAUCACCAGUUGCUGGGUAGAGUGCGUCCUCUUUCCCACCGCGGUCCCUUCCAACCUUGUCGCUGGUCUUUUCCAGCCCGUGCAGCGCCCGCCUCCCUGCCCCACCGCUGGGGAAAUCUUGGGCAGUCUCCUAUACAUCUUGGGUUACUCUGGAAAAGAGAAGCUCUCUAGUGACUUUUAGCCACUGUUACACUCAUUAAAUAAUGAAAAUAUCCA